Molecule: messenger RNA, 408 nt
Organism: Thlaspi arvense
Lineage: Eukaryota; Viridiplantae; Streptophyta; Magnoliopsida; Brassicales; Brassicaceae
Source: the annotation of a GenBank genome assembly
GCCAUUUUGAAACGCUAUGUGGUGGGUGGAUCAGACACUGGCAAUCUAGAAAAAUUUAUGGCGUACAUUGUUCCUUCCUUGGAUGAGUUGUCCAAGGAUAUGCAUGAUGUAAACGAGGAUAUCUCUUACACUUGGGUAGGUGGCGAUGAUGCAAACGAUCGUGGCACAUACCUAGUAUCAUUCGACGAUGGGACUGCUAGCUAUCUGAAGAGUAACACAAGAAGUAUGUGUGGAACAUUCUACUUCUCUUGCCAAUUUCUUUGGGCUUUGGAUGUAGGUUUAUACAAAUUCCAGGGUUGGUGCUUCGAGCUCCAAGAUGAGAAGGUUAGAGGACGAAGAAGGAAACACGAGCCGAAACAAGAUACCAAUCAAUAUAGCGAUCGUAAUGAGGAUGAUUAUUCUGAAUGA